Aegilops tauschii subsp. strangulata is the source of this 4081-nucleotide messenger RNA. NCBI's taxonomy places the organism in Eukaryota, Viridiplantae, Streptophyta, Magnoliopsida, Poales, Poaceae. The record is from RefSeq and is a predicted model, not a curated record.
UGUCCAAAUCUGGACAGAGUUCCCCGUCAAGCGGCAGAAGCUCAUAUUAUGAAGACAAGCAUGGGGACUCACUUGCCUCUCCAAAACACAAUAUUGGAGAAAGAUGCACAGAAAGGAUGGGAUUUCCUGAAGAGGUUAACUCUCCAGUGAAAUCAAGGGAAAAUACUUACAAACAAGAAGGUAAAUUGGAGGUUGGCACGUCGAGCAAGGAGUUGUUUCCUGCAAUGUCAAAGGAUGCAAGAGUAACCGGACAGAAGAGAAAACAAGUGAAGGUGUAUAGACCAAAAAAACAGGUGCAGGCCUUGGGAGAGAACAAAAUCUGUGAAGUUCCUAACAUGGCCUUAACACUAGGUGGACAGAAAGCUGGCGAUUGCGACCACAACCUAGUGAUAGCACCUUAUGGUGAGGAUGUUCGACUGGACUCCCACAAAAAGAUGAAAAUGGAACAAGGUUCCUUCCCAAUUGGAUCGGCGGAUCAGGCGGAGGCUGCAGCAGAGCAGCCCCGCCACACGCAAUGAUUCUCUUAUGUUGGAACUGUCGCGGUUUAGGGACGGACGCGACAGUCGGCGAGCUGCGAUGGCUCGUGAACAAACACCGUCCCUCCCUCCUCUUCUUAUCCGAGACGAAGAUGAGGGACUCCAGAGCUCGGAAGUUCAUGUGGUCAUUGGGAUACACAGGCUCUUUUGCGGUAAGCAGCGAUGGCUUGAGCGGAGGGCUCGUUCUAUUUUGGGACUCCUCUCUUUCAGUCACAUUGAAAGCCUACUCCACAAAAAUUAUCGACAUCAUGACCAAAUCAGAUGACGGUUUAGAAUGGAGAACUACCUUUGUGUAUGGGGAGCCCAAAAGAGAACUAAGACAUCUUUUCUGGGAUAGGCUCCGGUUCUUGAAAACAACUUGGUCAGGACCAUGGAUCUGUGUUGGUGAUUUCAAUGAAACUUUAAGUACAGAUGAGCACAUGGGGAUAAGGAACAGAGAUGAUAACCAGAUGAUGUUAUUCCGGGAGUGCCUUGACAAUUGCGGCCUCAUAGACUUGGGAUACUUUGGUCCAAAAUUUACAUGGUCUAAUAGACAAGAAGGUGGACACAAUGUCAGAGUGAGAUUGGAUAGGGCUGACGCAAAUGGGGACUUCAUGCAGAUUUUUGACGACUGUACAGUUGAGAACAUUAUCACCACCUCUUCAGACCAUUAUGCAAUUUUGGUGACAAUAGCGAAAAGUGAAGGCAAGGAACUCACCACCCCAGUCCAACAGUCAUUCAAGUUUGAAGCAGCGUGGAUGAGAGCUCCUGAUUAUGACCAAAUGAUUGAAGACAACUGGAAGACACACAAAGGACGCUAUCCGUCCCUUCAUAAUACUUGGUCUACUCUGUGUAAAUUAUCUAACAGCCUAAAAAUUUGGAGUAGAGAGUCUUUCGGCUCGGUUAAACAGGAGAUCAGAAAACUAGAAAAAAGACUAACCGCUAUCCGGAAGAACAAUGCUUUCAACAACAAUCCAUAUGAAGAGAGGGAAAUAGAAAAGAGAUUGUGUGAACUAUUUGAGAGAGAAGAGAUCAUGGCUAGACAGCGGUCAAGGGUAGAAUGGCUCAGAGAGGGCGACCGUAACACUUCAUUUUUCCAUGCCCGAGCUUCUGCAAGGAGAAGAAAUAACAAAAUAAAAGGUCUUUGGAAAGUUGAUGGAUCUAUGUGUGAGGAUCCAGGGGGAAUCAGAGGAAUGGUAUAUGAUUUCUAUUCCACACUCUUUACAUCUGAACCCACUUAUACAAUGGACAAGGUGCUGGAAGCCAUACCAACAAAGGUUAGUGAGGAAAUGAAUGAAGCUCUCUGUCGAGAGUACUCAAAUGAUGAGAUCAAGUAUGCGCUGUUCCAAAUGGGUCCGACCAAGGCCCCAGGACCAGAUGGUUUUCCGGCGCUUUUUAUCAAAAACACUGGGAUCUGUUGGAAGAGGACAUAUGUGCUGUUGUAAAGGAAUUUCUUAUGGGCCAUGACAUCCCGGAAGGUUUCUGUGAUUCGAAAAGAGAAGAAGCAGGGGAGCUGAAGGGCAUUUGUAAUGGUAGGAAGGGGCCAUCCAUUUCACAUCUCUUAUUUGCUGAUGACAGCAUUUUCUUUACUAGGGGAGAUGACAGAAGUCUUAAUGCUCUUAAGUCGGCGUUACAAACCUAUUGUGACGGUUCCGGGCAGAAGAUCAAUUUACAGAAAUCAUCCUUAUUCUUUGGCCCACACUGUGAAGAACUAGUGAAAGAGAGAAUAAAACAUUAUAUUGGGGUACAUGAUGAUACACUGCAUGCUACUUAACUUGGUAUGCCGACCUUGGUGGGACGUUCCCCAUCGAAUAGCUUCAACUUUCUCACUGGCCGGCUUUGGAAACAUCUAAAUGGAUGGAGCGAUCGGCCUAUAUCAAGGGCAGGGAAAGAAGUCCUCUUGAAAGCUGUAGCUCAGGCGAUUCCCACUUACGUUAUGAGCUGCUUUCAGAUCCCCAUUACAGUGUGUGACAAAAUGAGAAAGCCCAUAUCCAACUUCUGGUGGGGAUUUGAAAAUGGAAAGAAGAAGCUUCAUUGGAGAUCAUGGGAGUGGUUGUCUGCACCAAAACAUCUUGGUGGUAUGGGUUUUCGCGAUAUGGCGAUCUUUAAUCAAGCUAUGCUUGGGAAACAGUGCUGGAGACUUCUGACUGAACCUAAUUCAUUGUGUGGCCAAGUGUUGAAGGGACGCUACUUCCCUGAUGGGGAUUUCUGGAGUGCGCAAUGCCCAAGAUCAUCUUCUUAUACAUGGCGCAGUAUCAUGCAUGGCAAGAAACUGCUACAGCAAGGCCUUCUUUGGAGAGUAGGAGAUGGCAAAAGCAUAAACGUGGUUCGAGACAAUUGGAUUCCAGACUUGCCAUCUGGUAUAAUCUCCACAAUCUCCUCAUUAGAUGAGAAUCAAAUGGUUAAUUCCCUAAUGAAAGAGAAUGAACUAUGCUGGAAUGAAGACAUGGUAAGAUACCUCUUUCCCGAAGAGAUUGCUGGGAGGAUUCUUAGUAUCCCAAUAAGCUCUGGUGGUUGUACUGAUUUUCCAUCUUAGCCUCACACUAAGAGUGGAACAUACUCGGUGAGAUCUGCAUAUAACCUCGCCAGAUCAAAGAUAUAUUGGAAAGAUAGAAGCAAAGAGGCCAAAGGUGCGACGUCCAACCAAAAGGCCACGGAAAAAGCAUGGAGGUAAAUAUGGUCAAUUCAAUGUCCGAACAAGAUGAAGGUGAUUUUGUGGAGAAUGGCUCAUAAUAGUCUCCCUACAGGUAUUCAACUUCAAAUGCGAUCAAUCCCAGCAAGGUAUGACUGUCAUCUCUGUAACAGAGAGGAAAAUGUGGAACAUUGUUUUUUUCACUGCCAAUAUGUCAAAGAAAUAUGGAAGGAGUUAAAGGAAGAUUAUGGUAUUUGCCUAAAGCUAAUUUUUUUUCCAUAUCAGGCAAUGGUUAAUGGACUGGAUUUCUGAAGCUUCUGAGUUCCAGUCCAUGAUUUUUGUGGUGGCUGUAUGGCAUAUAUGGAAGAACAGGAAUUCAUGUCGCAAUGGUUCCAACAGGCGUGAGACAUCGACAUCAAUUCAGAAAUGGUCUCCGCCGCCGGAAGGCCUGCUCAUGAUCAAUGUGGAUGCUGCAAUUUUCUCAAAAUCUGGACGCGCUGGGUUCGGAGUGGUAAUGCGUGAUUAUAAGGGACUGGUGAGAGCUGCUUGUCGUGGUUUUCUUAAUCACGUAUACUGUCCUGAGGUUGCUGGAGCCUAUGCUAUACGCCAAGCACUCAUUCUUGCUGAAAACACAGGGGUCCAAAGGCUUCAGGUGGCUUCGAACUGUCUCUCUGUGAUUAAGAAAGUCCAACAACAAAGCAUGGAUAGAUCCCUGAUUGGUGCUAUUGUUUUUGAUAUUAAGAGUAGAGCUACAAAAUUUGCAUCCUGUACUUCUAGACAUGUUGUUCGUACUUGUAAUGAGGCUGCUCAUGUUCUUGCCAAAUCAGCAGAACACGACCCUGGUCCAUGUAGGCUGAAUGAGUGUCCUGAUAUGAUCAGGUCCAUUAUAUGUAAUGAACAAUUAUGAUAUGAAUGAAAAGGAGCUGCCCAUUUC